Messenger RNA from Panicum hallii, 2566 nucleotides. RefSeq names its product DNA-directed RNA polymerase III subunit RPC5. The transcript is spliced from 15 exons. Gene Ontology annotation, cellular component: nucleus; RNA polymerase III complex. The record is from RefSeq and is a predicted model, not a curated record. Gene Ontology annotation, biological process: DNA-templated transcription. NCBI's taxonomy places the organism in Eukaryota, Viridiplantae, Streptophyta, Magnoliopsida, Poales, Poaceae. The coding region runs from base 89 to 2152 and encodes 687 amino acids.
GCCAAAACUGCUGCCUAAACCUCAGUCCCUCCAAAAUCCCAAAACCCCCAUUCCCACCCACGAAACCCUAGGCGGUCCCGCGGCGGCGAUGGCGACCGGCGGGGAAAAGCCCCCGUCCCUCGACGCCGACGUCGACAUGGCCGACCUCGCCUCCCUCGACGCCCCGGCCGCCUCAUCUGCCGCUGCGGCCGGCGCCCCCUCCACCCGCUUCCGCCCCAGGGCCAAGGGCAAGCCCAAGCCGAAGCCCGUGGCCCCCAAGCCCGAACCUCUGGUCGUGCCCAAAUCAGAGCCGGAGCCGGAUCCGGAUCCGGAACCAGAGCCGGGGCCGGGGCCCGUGGCCGCCCCCGCGGCGCCGCAGGAGGAUGAUCGCGUGGACGCUAUGGAGGUGGACGGGGCGGGGGACGCUGCUGGUCCUGGAGAGGGGGCGGCGGCGGGGGAGCAGGCGGAGGAUGAGGAGGACGACUUCGUGGUGCGCGAGAUCGAUGUGUACUUCAACCCCAAGCCCUUCGACGACGACACCAAGCUGUACAUUAUGCAAUAUCCCCUGAGGCCAUGUUGGCGCCCAUAUGAGUUAAAUGAGAUGUGUGAAGAGGUUCGUGUGAAGCCAUUGAGUUCAGAAGUUGAAGUUGAUUUGAGUGUCAAUAAACAGAGUGAAAAUUAUGACCAAGAGGCACCUUUGAGAUUGACAAAACAGACACUUUCAUCAUCAAAGGCAGAAGAUGUUUCUGAUUAUGCGGUUGGCGUUCUUAAAGGCAACUUGGUUCAUUUGAAUCACAUUGAUGCAGUGGUGCAACUGCGACCAUCAAUGUCACAUGUAAUUUCUGGUCGAGCAUAUAAUAGGCAGGCUUUACAAUCUCGGGAGAUGAAUGGUGGUGCUAGUGGCUCAAAGGCUCCAUCUCGUAAGGGAGAUGAGCGCCCAGAAGAUUCCAAGGACCAUGCAGAAGAUUCUGAGCCAUGGAUUUCUCUCACGUACCAACCAGCAGAGAGUAAUAUUGCAACCAAGUACCAUGAUAAGAUGAUAUCAAACGAGGGUGGACCUAUUGAUUUCACAAUGAGCAACUCUGAUUAUGUAAUGUCCUUGUGUCCUGGAGCCUCAACUAGGAGCAAGCAUAUUAACAAAUGCCAAGCAAUAAGGGAGAUGCUUUUGCUACCACUUGAAGAACGCCUUAAAAAAUGGUUUACUGAGGUUUCAGAAGUAAAUCAAUUUGAUGCUCUGAAGCACCUUGCUCCUACCUAUUCAGAGGAAGAAAUCCUGAAAGUCCUUCCAGACUAUGCAUAUUUGGUGCGUGGUUUAUGGGUAUGCAAAAGUUCUUUGUUGUUUGAUGAUGGAUAUGCUUCCAAAAGAGACAGAAUCCUUCUUGAAUUUACAAAAAGUGAGUCCAUCCCUGAGAAAAUUCUAGGAGUAUGGAUCAAACCGGAUGACCUUAGGAGGAAGAGGAUACUGUUUCCAUUGUGUAAAAGACGUGGAGUUAUGAAGGACUAUAAAUUUAUAUCCUCAGAUUUGUCCUUUCUAAAACGCUAUCCUCACAUAGUCAAUGAACAAGAGUGUGCUUGGUCCACUCAUGAGAUGACUAUCCGUGAGUCUCUUGAAGUGUCCAGAACAGUGGAACGGAAGACCAAGAAUUCAACCAGACCUAAUGUUGCUUCCAAAGGGCCUAAUCCAAAUACAAGCAAGGGUAGGGAUGGCCCUGCUCAAGUAAGUGAUGACCAUGUGCAUGUUUUGGGUACUGUUUUCGCUGCCAACAAAGUUCGCAGCAUGCAGGCAGUUGUUAGAGACUUGCGUCAGUUGGCUGCAAAAUAUGCUUCCAAUAGAAAGGAUGGAUCAAAACUGCAAGCUCUGUGCGAGGCUGCAAAAUCUUGUGCAUCGCUCUCUCCUGAUGAGCUCAAAAGAUCAAUAUCUCUAGUUGCUGUUAAUGUUCAUGAUGUAUUUGUUGCAAGGCAUGAGCAGAAACGAACUGUACGGAACGUACUCAUUUUGCUCUUCCGUAAGAAAGAACCCAAUGCAACAUUGACCAAGCAGGAAAUUCUUGCUACUGCUUCUUCGCAUUUAAAAAGAGAGAUUAGUGAUAAGGAGUACCAUCAGGCCGUGACUGAGAUCUGCAUUUCUACUGAAGAUGGACACUUGGUUUUGAAAAGUGGUGACGAGCCCUGAGUUCACUAUGAUGUACCUUUUAAAGGUCCAAGAUGGACUUCUUUAAAGGACAGGAUUCUUCUUAACUGACAGCUGGAAGAUUUUUUGGGCCUCAUCAUAUUACCUUAGUUACAUAUUUCUUGGUGUUAUAUAAUAUUGGUCAAUCAGCUUUUAUGGAGUAUUGCAAGUUCAGCAGGGUUAGCAAAAUUUAGUACAUAACCAGUCAGCUAGUCUACAUAGCCAAUCAUUAGUCAUAGUUUCUGCUACUUAUAGCCCUUCCUUAUCAUGGUUAUGGUAUUCAUUCCUUCCGUGGAAACAAGGUUACUGGGUUGUGCCGAAUUUGGAAAUGGCUGUUGCCUUGGUUGGAAUAAUAUUUCAAGUUGUUAAUAUUGUGUAUAUUUUUUGCACUUAAUCCUCUGUUUCGAACAUUUUUAA